Mytilinidion resinicola is the source of this 750-nucleotide messenger RNA. RefSeq lists its product as uncharacterized. Bases 1 to 750 code for a protein of 249 amino acids. Lineage: Eukaryota; Fungi; Ascomycota; Dothideomycetes; Mytilinidiales; Mytilinidiaceae. The record is from RefSeq and is a predicted model, not a curated record. The transcript has 4 exons.
AUGGCCACCAUGAGUAACUCGAGUGCAUUGGGAAACUAUGCCUCGUGCAAGUACAAAGGCGACCUCUGCCUUACGAGCAUGAUUGAGGUCCCACGUCCGAACGACCGCGAGGCAUUGGCGCGCCACCCAGAGUUCAUUGCGACAACCUCCCUCCAUCAGAAGAGAUGGACGAUUGAAGGCGGCCUCUGGUUGGCACUCCUCCUCCUGUGGCUUGCGCCAGCCGACUUCACCGAUUCUCUGGAGGAGCUUGUAGUCUACGUCAACCUUGAGACACUGCCGCACCAUCUCUGCUGGGUGUUCCUCUUCAACCUCGUGAACAUAACCAGUCUCCGCCGUAUAAUCUUCAAGGACCAAAACAUCCGCCCGCUCCACUACACACAAGACGUAAAGCUUCUGCAAGAUAUGCUCGUAGACAAACUCCAACCGAUUCUCCACCUUCCUGUAGUCGUAGCCGGAUACAAAGUAUUCUCCUUCGAACCAGGCGUGGCGCCAGAGAAGCGACAAUGGGAUAUCGUUGCCGCGCAGCAUGUGGACAUAGGAAUACUCCCUCUGCUUCGAGAGAUGCGCGACGAAGACCGCAUCCUCAGUGACCGCUUCAAGACGAUGAUGAAGAACGAGAGAGAAAGUCCGCUCGAGAACUACUUCGAUGUAGACACGGCCGAUUUCUUGAGAUGGGCCACAUCCGAUGCUGGGCAGAGCUCUGAUGCGUCCCCACAGGCUGACACUCCCCCAACGAGCCGCUGGAGGUAG